AUGACCUUUACAGAUUCUAUCUCUAAAGUAAAUAAAGAUCACUAUAUGCCAUUUUGUAAAAUAUAUGAUAAGGAUAUUAGUGAAAAAUACUGCUCAUCUUUACUUCAAAAAGUUAAUGCAUCUACAUCAUCAUCUUCCAUAGCAAUUAAUGGUCUUAGUACCAAUGAAAAGAAAAAUCUUCUUAAAAACUUCAUUGAAACAAUUGAUUAUACGUGUGAUACAAUGUUCUAUGGAAUUUCAGAUUUAACAAAAAUUAGCUCACCAAUUCUAAAUGAUAACCAGACAAUAGAUAUCAUUACAACUGCUAAUAGUGACAAUAACCAAGCAGUAAAUAUUGUUACAAAUAUUGAAAGUAACAAUGAUACCAUAGUAUAG
Molecule: messenger RNA, 375 nt
Organism: Racocetra persica
Lineage: Eukaryota; Fungi; Glomeromycota; Glomeromycetes; Diversisporales; Gigasporaceae
Source: the annotation of a GenBank genome assembly